Messenger RNA from Tribolium castaneum (red flour beetle), 1556 nucleotides. RefSeq names its product Deoxyribonuclease II (gene DNaseII). The coding region runs from base 76 to 1122 and encodes 348 amino acids. Lineage: Eukaryota; Metazoa; Arthropoda; Insecta; Coleoptera; Tenebrionidae. The record is from RefSeq and is a predicted model, not a curated record. Gene Ontology annotation, molecular function: deoxyribonuclease II activity. The transcript is spliced from 4 exons. Gene Ontology annotation, biological process: apoptotic DNA fragmentation.
AAGUUUCUAUCUAUUACAUUUCAGCUUCAGCUGGUGUGAUUAGUGAUUUCCGAUAAUUGCAGUAAGAAUUUUAAAAUGCGUGUAUUAUUUUUAGUAAUUUUGUAUAACUUCUUUAUUGUAUCGAGUGCUUUACAAUGCAUGGACGAAAAUAAUAAACCAGUGGAUUGGUAUAUUGUUUACAAAUUACCAAAAUUAAAACACGAGAAUAAACUUAUCGAAGGUGGGGUUGGUUACGUCUACCUGACCUCAAAACAACCACAGUGGACAUUUUCCAAAAAUUCAAUUAAUGACACAAGUUCAAUUAUUGCGAAUACAAUUCAACCGUUUUAUUCACGAUUUAAUGAAACAACUUAUCUCCUUUAUAACGACCAGCCCCCAAGUGGCGAAAGUAACCCUUCAAAGGGCCACACGAAAGGAGUUAUUUUAACGGAUUUUGAGUUCGGUUUCUGGCUCAUACAUUCAGUUCCACAUUUUCCACCCCUAACACCAGAGUACCAAUUUUCGGAAAGUGGCACCCUUAAAGGGCAAAGCUUCCUGUGUAUUUCAAUGGAUUUAAAAAAUUUGAACAUGGUUGGAGUUCAGUUACAGUACAAUGAGCCACAAAUUUAUGCCAGUUUUGUGGCACCAACCACAAGAAGCAAAAUCAGUGAACUAGUGAAGGCUGCUUCUGGAAACACUGUAAUGAAGCCACCUUGGUAUAGCAAAGUUGUUUUAAACAGUAGGGAGAAUGUCCAGUUUACGUCCUUUGCCAAGGCUAAAAAAUUUGGAAAGGACUUGUAUGAGGAUUGGGUUGCGCCAGUUUUGCAGUCGAGUUUGUUAGUGGAGACUUGGCUUAAUGGCGCUGGAAGAUUACCAUCGAACUGUACAAAAUUAUUUAAAGUGUACAACAUUGAAAAAGUGUCUUUAAACGCUGCAAAUGCUUCAUUUAGUGACUCUCAAGACCACUCAAAAUGGGCUGUAACUAAUAAUUCUGCGUGGAUUUGCAUUGGAGAUAUCAACAGGAUGAACCACCAGAAGUUUAGAGGAGGCGGCACUGUUUGUCUCUACAACAAAUCCUUGGCUGAAAGUUAUCGGGAAUCGGUCGUGUCAAUGGAAAAAUGCACUACUCUUAACUACUUUUAAUCUCUAAUAAUAUUUACAAUACAAUUUUCACUGUGACGUUGGCUUGUAAUACACCUGAGUCGAGGGCUGCGGACAACGGAACUUCAGCAUUUCAACCUCUGCUUCAAAAUAGCUCGUCUUGUCGUAACAGAAAUAUUCUGGGUUUUUGUACUGGGAAUUUUUCGCGGCUCCUGGUCCCACUGGUUGAUUGGGGAUCUCCACAACGUUUUUGCUUAGUCCAGGGACGUCGCUUUUAAUGUUUGAACUGGGCAUGGCAUCCUUAUUGUAGAUUAUUUUCCCAACGGUUAGACUCCGCUUAAUUGAGGAGAAAUUACGGGGUUUGCACAGUUGUCGCGAAAUCGCAGUCAAAGCCAUUUUGUAGGUUAAAAAACUGACGUUUGACAGUUAUGUAAUUGUUGUGUAAUUUUUGCCAAAUAAAUGAUUCGAAAAAAAUA